AAAAAUCAGAGAGAGAGAGAGAGAGCGUGAGCAGCCCAGCAGGGUGCAUAUAGAGACAGCAAACCAAAACCGUUCACGGCUUCCUCCACCGAAGCAAACCGGACACCAUAUUUUCCGUCCUCGGUUUCCUUCUCCGGGUUAUGCGGAGCUGGUGUUCGUGCUUUUUUACUAUUCUUGUUUUUAUAAAUUUUCUCUGCCGUGUUCUUCGAUUGUUUAAUUUUUUUUCCGGUUCACUGUUGUUUCCCCAUUUGAUUUUAUGUAAAUUGAUUGAUUGCACGUGAAGACACAACCCCAACGUGGAAAAUCUCGAACUGGAAUACAGAUGGAAAGGAUCUUUCUAGGAAUAGUUCAGGUUUAUAUUUGAUUGAGAGUGGCAACUCCUUUGGAAAUUUGAAAUGAGUUUUCUCUAGAAAUCUUCUUUAUGAGAAAGUUAAAGCCCGUUGUAUUUACAGGUGUAUAAAUCAUCAAAUCUUUUGAAAAUAUACAACAGUGUCAAAUUCAGUCAUCCAACUAGAAAUACUGCCCAAUUUGGAACACAAAUGGCUCCUGGGGGCAGCACUUGCAAAGAGGUUCUUGAAUCUCACCCAACGGUUGCAGACUAUGAGAUUGGAACAGCAAAAGCAGAGAAUAAUGGUACAACAACUAAAGGCACUCUUGGUGCGGGUGGAAAGCAUGGACUUUAUUCCAACAAUGGUGUGCAUGAGCUCCUGGAGUGUCCUGUCUGCUCAAAUUUGAUGUACCCUCCAAUUCAUCAGUGCCCAAAUGGACACACUUUAUGCUCGAACUGCAAGAUAAGGGUUCACAACUGUUGUCCUACAUGUCGCUAUGAUCUUGGAAAUAUAAGGUGUUUAGCUCUGGAGAAAGUUGCAGAAUCACUAGAACUACCCUGCAAGUACCAGGAUUUGGGAUGUCAUGAUAUUUUUCCAUACUACAGCAAGCUCAAGCAUGAGCAACACUGUCGAUUUCGUCCAUAUAAUUGUCCUUAUGCUGGGUCAGAGUGCUCUGUCACAGGUGACAUACCAUCCCUUGUUGCACAUCUCAAGGAUGAUCACAAGGUUGACAUGCAUGAUGGUUGUACCUUCAAUCAUCGAUAUGUCAAAUCAAAUCCACAUGAAGUUGAAAAUGCCACAUGGAUGCUGACUGUCUUCAAUUGUUUUGGAAGACAGUUCUGCUUGCAUUUUGAGGCAUUUCAGCUGGGUAUGGCACCAGUAUACAUGGCCUUUUUACGUUUUAUGGGUGAUGAUAAUGAAGCAAAGAAAUUUAGCUAUAGCUUAGAAGUUGGGGGCAAUGGCCGCAAGCUAAUAUGGCAGGGAAUUCCCAGGAGCAUCCGUGACAGUCACAGGAAAGUUCGAGAUAGCCAGGACGGACUCAUUAUUCAGCGGAGUUUGGCGCUUUAUUUUUCUGGUGGGGAUAGGCAAGAGCUGAAGUUAAGAGUUACUGGCCGCAUAUGGAAAGAAGAAUGAGAAAUGGAAAGACUGAAUAUUUUGUUAAAUUGUACAGUUCACAAAAAUUAUGAGAUGCAAGGUUUUCUCCAUGUGGCAAAAGGAUGAAGCUUUAGCUAUUCUGUUUGGGUUUUCAAUUCACUUUACAUGGUCUUUUAUGAUUGAGGAAUUAAUUCUACAGUCUAUUAUCAGCACAACUUUCCAUGGAGAAGAUUCCCAACUGUAAGCUCACCAGUCAAUUAUGGAGUAUAGGAAAUGGAAUUUCAGUGUCUAGCAGAUCCAUGCAGCAAAAUGCAUGGGCGCUUUGCACAUUAAGCAUCUUAGUGAACCUGCAGUUAUUUUGUUUUCUUGUGUUUUUUGUAUCAUAUUCCCUGAUUGAGAGGAGAAAAAAUAAAGAUCCAAGUCACUUUUCUUGUACCCAUCUCUACUAAUAUAUCAAUCAUUGACACUUCAUUCA
Molecule: messenger RNA, 1899 nt
Organism: Manihot esculenta (cassava)
Lineage: Eukaryota; Viridiplantae; Streptophyta; Magnoliopsida; Malpighiales; Euphorbiaceae
Product: E3 ubiquitin-protein ligase SINAT2
Exons: 5
Coding region: 540-1463 (307 amino acids)
Biological process (GO): ubiquitin-dependent protein catabolic process; multicellular organism development
Cellular component (GO): cytoplasm
Molecular function (GO): protein binding; ubiquitin protein ligase activity; zinc ion binding
Source: RefSeq, a predicted model, not a curated record